AUGCUAGCGCGCAGCCUGCACCUGGAAGGAGAGGCCGUGUUUUGGCAAGGCAAGAUGAGGAUGAGAGCAGUUCGGAAGAAUUCACUGAGCCAGACCCGGAUUCUUCGUCAGAGUGGCUCCCAUCUGGGUCUGCAAGCAGCAGAGAGUCCUCCCCUGACGCUUUUACUCGCGCGUCAAGCAGAACCACCGCCAGAGAAGAACAGCCUCUACAUCGAGCAGUGUCACUGCCAGUGUCACAUCUGCCAGUUCAGUUGGUGUGAAGAAGAGAAAAGUUACAAAGAGUAA
Messenger RNA from Knipowitschia caucasica, 285 nucleotides. The record is from the annotation of a GenBank genome assembly. Lineage: Eukaryota; Metazoa; Chordata; Actinopteri; Gobiiformes; Gobiidae.